Molecule: messenger RNA, 1761 nt
Organism: Guillardia theta CCMP2712
Lineage: Eukaryota; Cryptophyceae; Pyrenomonadales; Geminigeraceae
Exons: 22
Coding region: 1-1761 (586 amino acids)
Source: RefSeq, a predicted model, not a curated record
AUGGCAAUGCAUGAUGAGGCUCUCCUUUGCAUCUGGAUCAGCUUCCUUGGUUUUGCCCUGGACAAGAGCGCUGGGUCAGCUGCUCUUGUUCACACCCUUAGGAGAUUUCCUGCCCCAGCGCCCCCCCACAGCUACCACCAGGGAAGAGGCCUUGAACGCUGGACGCUGCGUUGCGCUAACUCACUGAGAAUGCGAGGAGGCGAUGGAAACGACGCGGAGGAGGUCGACAAGGGAUGGGGAACCUACGACCUUGACGCGAAAGACCCGUUCCUCGAUGAUGGCGAGGAAAACGACCGACCUUGGCCCGAAGAGGCGAACGCGAAGGAUGAAGAUCAACAGCUUGCCCGAGGAAUGAAAGAGAGGCUCAUACUGGGAGAAAAUAAAUGGUACGAUGACAUGUACGCUGGGGUAGACAAGAAUAAGUAUGGGGACUACGACAUGCAUUUCGACAAGGACAAAGAUUCGGAUAGUUCUGAGGUUGAAUCCUCCGAGAAGGAUGAGAUUGAAAGGAUAUUGGAAGACAAUCCCGAAGGAUAUCUUGGCCAAGUGGACGAAGAAGGAAAGAAACGCUUGUAUCCCUAUCUGAAGGAGAAAUACAAAUAUUAUGAGAGGAAUGUGACUCUCGAAGAGCGACCGCCCCAGCAUCAGUUCCGAGUUGGAGAUCUUGUGACGCUUUCGAAAGAUUUUAAGACCUUCAACGUCUCCAAGUACCUCAAGCCGGGAAGGGACGACGUCUCAGAUCUCGAUUCUGACCUGCCACUCAACGAUGCUCAGUUUGGUCCCCUCAAACCGGAGGACGUCGGAGUGAUUGUAGAGGACGACAACGCAUUGAAACCUUACCUCGUCCGAGCUCUCGAUUCGAAGACGCUCAAAGAUGGUUGUCCUCCCGAGUUUGUUGACACGUGGUGGUACCUGCCGGAGGUCCUCCAACGCUAUCACCCUCCUCAGAAGAUUGAAUUUGCCCCUGACGCGACUAUUGAAAUCCCUCGCGACUUCCCAAGUGUCAAGCUGGCCAUGAAGAAUUUGUCUGAGGGCCAGUCCCUCUUUGUGAGGAGCGGGGACUAUCGAUACGAAGAGAACAUGACAGGGGAGGCGCGAUCUCGCAGCUGGGGCAGGCUGAUCUUCGGGCUAUGGGCGCAUGGCCGCAUUGAGACGAUGACGAUGCUACAUACUACCAACCUGUGCUUCACGGGAUGCGUCGAGGUGCACGCAGGUCCUUGGAAGUUCCGCAAGUCCCAGUUUCGCUCUGCUGGUGGCAUUGCGAUCAAGCUCAUGAGCGAAGGGAACGUGUCCUGCAUUGCCUGUGGAGUGGGAGGGUUCGCCUGGCCUAUCAGCUUGAACUCGGCAGCCGACGGAAUCUACUGCUCAGGGAAAAGCCAAUGCCAGCUUACGAGAUGCACUGUAGACAAGACUGGCAGAGCUUCAGGGUUGGGAGUGUACGCCCAGGACAGAUCAGCGGUGGUUGCAAUGGACACCAACUUCGACCAGAAUGAUAGAGCGAUAGGCAAGGAAAAGAAGCAACCCUUCGAUGUUGCCAGUGAGUUUGCUCUUCUAGGAUACAACGAUGAAGCUUGUUUCGUCCUUUACAAAUGCACAGGUCGCCUGCCCGGUGAGCUAGGUCUCACUGGCGACUAUCCCGGGGACAACAUCAUGGGGCCUCUGCCGGAGCAGCCAAUGACGGACUUGCCAGGAAGCCACGGGAAACUCCUCCUGCCUACCAUCGACGACAGGCAGGGAACUCGCGCUCGCUUCUCUACCUGA